Messenger RNA from Cyprinodon tularosa, 1082 nucleotides. RefSeq names its product glutathione S-transferase omega-1-like. Bases 129 to 848 code for a protein of 239 amino acids. Gene Ontology annotation, molecular function: glutathione dehydrogenase (ascorbate) activity; glutathione transferase activity. The transcript has 6 exons. The record is from RefSeq and is a predicted model, not a curated record. Gene Ontology annotation, biological process: glutathione metabolic process. Gene Ontology annotation, cellular component: cytoplasm. Lineage: Eukaryota; Metazoa; Chordata; Actinopteri; Cyprinodontiformes; Cyprinodontidae.
UCCAUAGGCUUUCUAGAAACACCCUUUAACCUAAUUGGCUGACCUACCCUCCCCGGAGGGAACUUGGCAAAUAAAACAGUGCGUUGUACUGUCUGGUAGUAACCAUUGUUAACAGGUUAUAUCACAAUAUGUCCUCAGAAAAGUGCUUCGCUAAAGGAAGUCCUGCUCCUGGUCCAGUGCCACAGGACAGGCUGCGUCUCUACAGCAUGAGAUUCUGCCCUUUUGCCCAGAGAACCAGAUUGGUGCUGCAUGCCAAGGGGAUCAAGUUUGACACCAUCAACAUCAACCUGAAAGACAAACCUGACUGGUUCCUCGAGAAGAACCCAUAUGGUCUGGUGCCUGUUAUAGAGACACCUGCUGGUGAAGUGGUGUUUGAGUCCAUGAUCACCUCUGAGUACCUGGAUGAAGUAUACCCUGAGAAGAAGCUGCUUCCAGCCACUCCUUUUGGAAAAGCCAAACAAAGAAUGAUGCUGGAACAUUUCUCCAAGAUUAUACCGCAUUUCUUCAAGAUCACAUCAGCAAGAAGAAAGGGUGACGAUGUGUCAGGAUUAGAGGCUGAGUUAAAAGAGAAGUUUACUGAUCUAAACAACCGCUUGGUGAAAGAGAAGACAAGGUUCUUUGGUGGUGAUACCAUAACCUUAAUCGACUAUAUGAUGUGGCCGUUCUUUGAGAGGCUUGAGAUGUUCGAGGUGCAACACUGCUUGAACCACACCCAUGAGCUGAAGAAGUGGACUGAAUACAUGCUGGAGGACCAAGCUGUCAAAGCCACCAUGCACAGCACAGAUAAUCACAGAGUUUUCUUCAAGAGCUUCCAGGAUGGUGAACCAGACUAUGACUAUGGCCUAUAGAAAACAAUUAGCUAAAGCCUCAUAGCCAUAGAUGUAUACUUGUUUUCAAAUUCUGCUUUGUGGCCAGUUUAUUCUUUAUCUCUCUCCAUUAGACUUUAUAUUUACAGGUCAUUUAUAAGUCAAAUUUGUAACCUGUGGGGUUUGUUCGACAUUUACAUGCUUAUUAGAUGUAUGUAACCUCUAUCAAUGUCAAAAAUAAACCAAUAAAAAACAUAAUGUGUUGUAUAAAAAAUA